CGUUGCUGCCAUCCUGAAGAAAUACCAAAUCCUCAAUCAUGUUGGACCGUCAACAAGACCCCACAACCCCCACCAAAUCCAUCUACGCCUCAGCAGCAGGCUUCCUGGGCCGUCUCAUCUCACCCUCGAAGAACACUCGUUCUCCCUGCCCCUCACCUUCACGCUCGAAACUCCCCGUUCCAUCAGCUACGAGUACGAGUCCCCAGAAGAACUUCGUUGCGGACCCGAGAUUGUCCUUUGCCCCAAAACCACCAACGAACGUCCCGGGAAAGAUCCCGGAUACGGGUACGGCGGCGGAUAAAGUCUUGGCUGAGCUCAAUGCGCGGUCUCUGUCUCGGCCUGUAGCGAGCCCCCAUUCCCGUGCUCUCUCCAAAAUCGGCGGAAAGGGGAUGGCCAGGAGUCCGUCUGUAACGCAAAAGUUGAGUGAGAAGCAAGACAAGCUAAUGUCAAAGGCCGAUUCGAUCGCCACGCAUUGGUCCACACAAUCUCGUUCCGUUUCCGCUGCCAGCUCUCAUUCAAGACCGGGGAGUGCGGGGUCGAUUCGCUCUACGACGACAUCGGCCACGACGACGACGAAGGCGGCACAGAAACCAAAACUGCCGACCGUGUUGGCGAGUCCGGAGAAGAAACGUGUUACGGAGGAAACACAGGGUGGGACGCCGGCGAAGAGGAUGAAGCUUGACCCAGCCUCCUCGCGACUGGGGAUGCCGAGGAGUCCUUCGAAGAUGAAUUUAUUUGGGAGUGGGAGUGGGAGUGGGACUACGACGGCGGCUACGAAGACCGGAAUCCCGAGAUCGCCAUCCAAAUCAAUGCUCUCCUCCGCUACCAGCAGCAAACUACCAAUCCCCACAUCAACGACCACAACGAAGGAUGAGGGAGUCAAAGAUGUCUCGACGCUGAAUGCGGAAGCUAAUCGCCGGCAUUUGGAGUUGCAGAGACAGAGGCGAAGGGAUGCGAGGUUGACGGGGACGGUGAGUCCGGUUAAGGCGAGGGCGGGGGUGAAGAAGGCGCCGGCGUGGAAGUGAGAUGCGGGGCUGGGACAAGAAGUACGAUAUUACAGUGAUCAAUGAGUCGGCGUUAGCAUUUAUAUCCUAUAGGUCUUUAAUCUUGGCGU
Molecule: messenger RNA, 1114 nt
Organism: Saitoella complicata NRRL Y-17804
Lineage: Eukaryota; Fungi; Ascomycota; Saitoellomycetes; Saitoellales; Saitoellaceae
Exons: 1
Coding region: 39-1025 (328 amino acids)
Source: RefSeq, a predicted model, not a curated record